Salvelinus namaycush (lake trout) is the source of this 2748-nucleotide messenger RNA. Its product is annotated as transmembrane protein 168-A-like. Bases 204 to 2333 code for a protein of 709 amino acids. The record is from RefSeq and is a predicted model, not a curated record. Lineage: Eukaryota; Metazoa; Chordata; Actinopteri; Salmoniformes; Salmonidae. The transcript is spliced from 5 exons.
UGCCGUAGUUUGGAGCCCGGAAACAUCACGAACUGGAAACGAAAAAAGUUUUAAACAAACAAGAUGGCUGAAUAGCCUAUUUCAUCUGGAUCUCAUCCAUAAUGUUGCCUAAAUUCAAGUGUCCCAGUCCGCUACAAAACCUACACAAGCUUGCUACUGUCAGUGUUAUAUCUGAUCAUUGAAUCAUGAGUCCCCCCAGUUGAAUGUUCAGGAGGAUCUGUUACUGCCUCAGCCACUGUCUCUACACAGCCAUGUCACGCCUGGAGCCGGAGGAGGAGAGCGGGCCUGGGCAUGAGCCCAGCAGGGAGGUGGACAUGUGGUCGUCAGUGCGUUGCCUUGGUUACCUGUCCAGUUUCAACCUGAUGGUGGCGGUAUGCCUGGGCCUGUACGUGCGCUGGGAGCAGACAGACGAGCCCAUGAUCCUUGUUAUCUUCAUCCUGGGUCUCUUCGUCCUGGGCAUCGCCAGCAUCCUUUACUACUACUUCUCCAUGGAGUCAGCCAGUCUAAGCCUCUUCCACCUGUGGUUUGGCUUCCUUCUGGGCCUCCUGUGCUUCCUCAAUAGUCCCUCUCUGGAGAAGAAUGUGAAGGAGCAGGCUACUAACUACCUACUGCUGGCUAGUGUGGCUUUGAGGACGGUGUGGGCCUUAACAGAUAGGAUAAUGGGCUGCAUUCACUAUAAACCCACCCUGCUCUUGUCCGAGGAGCUCCUAGAACUCCUGGGCUUUGGAAUUGCCAGCACCACCAUGCUGAUGCACAAAUCUAUUGCCCUCAUUGCCCUAGUGGUGGCGCUGGGGGCUCUGAUCGUGAGCCUACGUGUUAAGUCCCUCCUAGCCCUGCCCAACUUGGCCUGCUUCGCCCUGGUCACCUCCCUGCUGUUCUUCAAGGCCGUGGGGAUAACCACCAAUCCCUUCGCCCUGGGCUGCUACCUGGGCCGUCUGAUAUGUGACCCCCUCUUGGACGUCUAUUUCAGCAGCCUGGGGGCCACCGAGCGCUGGCUGCCCCUGCUUUCCUGGGGACGUGUCUGGCGUCGACUCUCCCUGCUCCCUCUGGGGCUGGUGGAGAUAGCCUUCUUCAUCCUAGCCGCUCUAAAGAUGAGCCAUCUAGAACUGUGGUACCUGGUGAUCCCUGGAUUCUGUGUGUUUGGCCUGUUUUGGACAGUCUGCCAUGUGGUGCUGCUGAUCACACUAUGGGGCUUCCACACCAAGCUGAGUGAAUGUCAGAAAACGUGCUCGAUCCAGCAGUCAGACACACGCAGCCUGGACCGGGUCAUGGCCUCGCGGGGGAUGAGACACUUCUGCCUGAUCUCUGAACGCCUGGUCUUCUUCAGCCUGGUGUCCACAGCCAUACUGGCAGCUGUGUCCUGGCAGCCCUCAAAUGGUGUGUUCAUGAGUGUGUUCCUGGUGGUCCUCCCUCUGGAGUCUCUGGCCCAUGGGCUCUUCCAUGAGCUGGGCAGCUGCCUGGGGGGCACAUGUGUGGGCUACGCUCUCGUCGUCCCUACCAGCUACAGCAGCCCAGACGGCCAGCCCACCCUCCUACCUCCGGACCGGGUGCAGGAGCUGAACGUGCGCUCCACGGGCAUGUUGAACAGCGUGCAGCACCUCUUCUCCCACCACAUGAUCGAGACGUUUGGCUGUGACUACUCCACCAGCGGGGUGACUUUGGAGGCCCUGCAGGCCAAACUCAAGGCCUUCCUGGAGCUCCGCACGGCCGACGGGCCCCGCCAUGAUACAUACGUGGUGUUCUACAGCGGGCAUACGCAGCGCACCGGGGCCUGGGCACUGGCAGGAGGAGACUCUCUGCGUCUGGAGCAGCUGCUGGAGUGGUGGAAGGAGAAGAACAGCGGCUUCACCUCCCGUCUCAUCCUGGUCCUGGACACAGAGAACUCCAUGCCCUGGGUAAAGGAGGUCCGCAGGACGGAGGGAGUCUACUUGGCCGUGCAAGGGGCCGAGCUCGCCCCCGCCGGCGACAUCGAAGGCGGGGACGCCCCCCGCCUCGGGGACUUCACCUCGGAGUGGGUGGAGUUCAACUGCAACCCGGACAGCACCACCCAGUGGUCGGAGAAGGACAGGACGGUGGCAGCGGCCUACGGCGUGUCGAAGCACUGGAGCGACUACACGCUCCAUCUUCCCACAGGGAGCGACGUGGCCGAGCACUGGAAGACCCACUUCCCCCAGGCUACCUAUCCUCUGGUGCACCUAUCCAACUGGUGCUGUGGGCUCAACCUCCUCUGGCUGUGUGGAGUGUGUCUGAAGUGCUUCAGAAGAUUCAAACUGGGCUGGUUCCCUCCCAAUAUACUAGACACGGGACAGGGCAUCAAACUGGUCCACUCAUAGAGUGACUGAGCUGUCUGUCUGCCUGGGAGAUCACUUGCCUGACCACUCACCCUGAAUUGAAUUCCUCUGCUCUAUCUAUCGCUACAUACUUUGUCUGAAGCUGUCAUCCUAGAAUUUGACUUCAAAACAAAUUCGUCAAUGAUUGGAUCGUCUAUAACAAAUCUAACCAAUCAGAGAAUCAAAGUUGAUAACGUCAUCAGGUAGUCCGGCUCUGGCCCAACCCAUCGGUUUCUGGGACCGAUCAGAUUGGUCAGAUUGUGUUCGCAUUCUAGAAAUCGUCGGGGGGGGGGGGUAAAACAUCAGUUUGACGGAGCAAUGUGGAUGGGUAGCCAGGCAAGGAGAUCACAAUGGAGUUUCAGCAGGUAGCCUAGCGGUUAAGAGGGUUGGGCCAGUAACCGAAAGGUCGUUGGUUCAA